AUGGCUGGUGUCAACAGGUGCCGCACCGGUUCCGCGCAGAUUCAUGUCUCCGAUGGCUCCGCCGACCUGCUCGAUACGGCCCUCCCCCCGAUGAGCUCCAAACAGCUCGUCACCACCACGGCGACCCGUCGUGCCGUCCGUGGCUCCGAAUCGUCCAUCGUAAUGGGCGGCUUCCGUGGCAAUCAGAAGGCCGCUGCUGCGCUGGGGUUAACCCCCGAAUCCAUGCCCUCGGUCGUGGCCCGCAGCGCCAGCUCCCACCGACGAACAGGGAGCACCAUCAAGACUGUCAUGCGCAAGAUCUUCACCCGCAAGCGCCGCAGUGAGACCGACAGCUUCGACGAUGACAUCCGCUUUAGCAAUCCCCCACCGCAGCGGGUACAGAAAGACCCUCCUCCGGACAGCGGCCUGGCCUUCCACAACUCCCUCAGCUCCAAACACAGCUCUCCCCUGAACAAUGAAUUCGACGCCUCGAUCUCCCUCAGCGACGCCCUCGACCGACUCCACGCCGGACCCCCACGUCGCCGCCGCGCCACCCUCCCCAGCCUGAUCUUCUCCGACGGCGACGACGAAUCGCGCGACGCGUUGGACGCCGUCGUGCACCCGCACCACGGCAGCAACGACGACAUCGACGACGACCACCACCACCAUGCCCGCCGCCAGAUGAAGCGCCGCUCGCGCAGUGCCACCGCGCUCCGCGGCCUCGCCCGUAACCACCGCAUGUCGCCCAUCCAGUGGCGCCGCCGCAGCCUCGAGUCCUACAUGACCAUGACCGUCGCGUCGGACAGCGAGCUCUCGCCGCGCCCGCCCACGCGCACCACCGUCGCCAGCGCGCCCAAGCCGUCCACCGCGUCCAUCUACGACGCCGUCCCAAGCAAACCCGACAUCAACACUGACACAGACCCCGACACCGACGACGCCGAGAGCGUCGUCAUCCCCCCAGACGUCGGCACGCUCGUCGCCAUGCAAGGCGACAACGACACCGACAACGUCUCGCUCGCGCAGCGUCUCACCACCCUCGAGGUGAAAAUGAUCGACCUAGAGUUCGCCAUCGCCCGCAUGCAAAGCGGCCGCCCGUCCUCGCCCUCGCCCACCCCAGACCGCGUCCCCAAGCCCCAACAGCCCGAACCCAAACACCGCCCCCGCCCGUCCGCCUCCGGCACAACCACCCCCAGCGAAGACCCCGCCGACAACCGCCUCAGCGCCAGCACCAUCCGCCCCAGCACGACGCCCACCCCCACCCACUCCAGCGCAUACGCCCGCCCGCGCAUGAUGCACACCCCCUCCAUGACCUCGCUCAACGACGGCGCCGGCAUCUCCGUCGAGCAGUACAGCGCGCUGGUCAUGCUGCUGCGCCGCGAGCAGACGGCCCGGCGUACGCUCGAGUCUGAGGUCUCGUCGCUGCGCGAGGACAUCCAGGCGCUGCAGCGGCUGGCGAUGGGGUCCGGGCCCGGGCCCGGGGCGGGCGGAGGCGCGGGCUCGACGUCGAGGUACCCGAGUCGCAGUGCGGAGUCGAGCGAGUUCCUGAGGCUGCGGUCGGCGCCGACAGCGGAAUCAAGGUCAGGGUCAGGGUCGGGGUCUGCUGGGCGGUCGACGCGGUCGCCGUAUGAGAGCAGUGCCAGCGAUGAGACGGAGGGGUCGUCGGCGGGGUUUCGCUCGCGGUGGCAGUCGACGCGGCGGGUGGAGGUGGGAGGGAUGAUAUAG
Messenger RNA from Aspergillus terreus NIH2624, 1701 nucleotides. RefSeq lists its product as uncharacterized. The record is from RefSeq and is a predicted model, not a curated record. The transcript has a single exon. The coding region runs from base 1 to 1701 and encodes 566 amino acids. NCBI's taxonomy places the organism in Eukaryota, Fungi, Ascomycota, Eurotiomycetes, Eurotiales, Aspergillaceae.